Conger conger (European conger) is the source of this 1088-nucleotide messenger RNA. RefSeq lists its product as uncharacterized. NCBI's taxonomy places the organism in Eukaryota, Metazoa, Chordata, Actinopteri, Anguilliformes, Congridae. The coding region runs from base 1 to 648 and encodes 215 amino acids. The transcript has 4 exons. The record is from RefSeq and is a predicted model, not a curated record.
AUGUCUAAAACAUUCUCCAUGCGAAGGCUUGAGGUUGUGAGUGGAACUCCAGCAGCGGCUGACUUCAGAGAACGAUGGCCUGCAUUGUUUUGUGAAGAUGGGAUAAAAGAGGAAUUCCGCAGAAUUACCACAAUUUCCCUGGAGCAGAGCUUCAUCUACAGACUUGACGCCUACACACCCAAGCUUCUAACCCUGAUGAAGGCUAAGGGGGGUGUAGUGGGGACCAAACUGAGGCCUUUCCUGUUUAAACUGAGUCAGAACCAAAGCAUUGAGAUGAGACGGGAAACUGUUAUCCGCAGCCUCAUUCUGUACCUCGGCAAGGAGGGAGAGCAUCUUUUUGAAGAUUGUCAGGAGGACCACCGCAGUGAUGCUACUGAACACGUCCUGAAGAUCUUGGUCGCCCAUGGUGCUUCUGAAGAGGAUCCAGUUGAUGUGUCCAUCAUCCUUGAAGGCACGGAAGUGUUGCAUGGAUGUGGAAACGUCGCUAAAGCCUGCACAUUAUUGAUGGGACUGAUCUAUGCCCUCAACCUUGCAUACCCCCAAACACUGCAUUACACUUUUGAGGUGUUUCAGAAACUUUUCCUGGAACUGGAUGGGAUGAAGCUGUCCCCAAAAGUACAAGCCUUAAAGUCAAAAUUGCUCUCUUAAACACACACACCAUCACCCCUCCCCCCUCCCCUCCCCUCCACACACACACGCACGCAUUCAAGUACACACUCACACAUGCUCUCUAUCUUGCUUGCUCGCUCUCUCACUCACUCAACAUACACAGGUAAUACAUAAACACACACACACACACACUAUUGCACAUUGAGUAGAGUUCAAACUUUGACCUGACCAACCAGUUGUUGGAAGUUGUUUCAGUUUCCCAUUUAUUUGUGUUAUGUUGUGAUUGCACUGUUGUAAAGCACCAAUCUUUACUUCAGAUUUGAGGAUUUGUCUGUUAAGAGCAAGAAAAUAUUGACACAACGAAUAUUGGGUAGGAGUGGCAUAUAUGUUAAUUUUACUGAUUGUUAAAAAAAAUUUGUUUGGGUUAUGUCUAUCAUCUAGCUCUGGCAGGUUAACAAGCCUUAAAGUCAGAAUUGCUC